This is a messenger RNA of Didymodactylos carnosus, 465 nucleotides long. The record is from the annotation of a GenBank genome assembly. NCBI's taxonomy places the organism in Eukaryota, Metazoa, Rotifera, Eurotatoria, Philodinida, Philodinidae.
AUGAAUGCAAAGUUUGGAAAAUUAGUAGCUGGUGGCAAUGGACAAGGUUCUCGUCUUAAACAACUCAGUCAUCCGACAUAUAUUUCUGUUGGAGAUGAUUACUCCGUCUAUGUAUCGGAUUCUUGGAAUGAUCGCGUAAUAACAUGGAAGAAAAAUGCGAAAGAAGGCAUUAUUGUGGCUGAUGGUAAAGGAAAAGGAAAAGAUCGAACACAGUUGGAUUAUCCUGCAGGAGUACUUGUCGAUCAACUAGGUACGAUUUACGUAGCUGAUCAUUGGAAUCAUGGGCUAAUGCGCUGGCGCAAAGGCAAAGAACCCGAUAUUAUCGCUGGCGAUUGUUUCCUUCCAGGAAAUAAUGCACAUCAACUAAUCUGCCCUGAAAGUUUAGUAUUCGAUCACAAAGGCAACUUUUAUGUAGCCGAUUCAAACAAUCAUCGUAUCCAACAAUUUAAAAUUCGAAAAACUUAA